AUGAUGCGGACCUCGUGGUUGGUCCCGAAACUUGGGGAGACUCUGCCGAAAUUUUGGCAGAAAGUCUCGUGCCCUAAAUCCUCUCUGGUAAACGAGGACGUAGAUUUAAGGAGUAAACCCGGCGUGGGUGUGAUGCCGGGGUCUCCGCAGGGUUCGUCUCGGGUUCCGGGAAAUUCGGGACGGGUCCUGUCAGCUUGGUAUCAGAGCUUAGGUUCAAUUUCUUGUGGACCCCGCACCUUGUGUGCAUCCUUAAGUUGUGGGAUCAUGAUGGGUUCCGUCACGGGACGUCAUCAUUUUGAUGCGGAGGAUUCUUUGACAUGGAUGGAUUUAGGGUAUUGA
Molecule: messenger RNA, 339 nt
Organism: Prunus armeniaca (apricot)
Lineage: Eukaryota; Viridiplantae; Streptophyta; Magnoliopsida; Rosales; Rosaceae
Source: the annotation of a GenBank genome assembly